This is a messenger RNA of Aspergillus alliaceus, 1218 nucleotides long. RefSeq lists its product as uncharacterized. The record is from RefSeq and is a predicted model, not a curated record. The transcript is spliced from 2 exons. Lineage: Eukaryota; Fungi; Ascomycota; Eurotiomycetes; Eurotiales; Aspergillaceae. The coding region runs from base 1 to 1218 and encodes 405 amino acids.
AUGGGAUCAUACAGUGUAUCGUCGCGACAGCACAGCUCCAGGACGGGAGGAAGUUCGAGCUCCACAUACAGUGAUGCCUCGGAUCGUUCGAAAAGCACGGCCCCUACGAUCUACAGCGAGCGGCCCACAUCGAAGCGGAGAGAAGCCAUGGACCCGAAAGAUUCGGUAUCAACCUACGCCUCGACCAACCACGAUGACGAAAAGCCGAAGAAACCGCGCUAUGAGGUGAUUGACCGGGGAGCCGAGACGGAUUUCUUCCCCUCGGAUGCGAUCCCCUCGAAUUCCUCCACCUUUGGGAAAUUAUUCCCAUCUUCGCGACGGCUUCUGAUCGGCCAUGAUGAUACGACGCUCGACGGGAACAUGAACCUCCGCGUGCACACCCUGGCCCCGCGGAGGGACGGCUAUCAGCAGCCCGUCAUACUGUUCCACCUCCGCAUGUAUGACCUGUACACGCGAGAGUUCUCCUUCCGCCGUUACUGCCGCAAUUCCGAGCGCGAGGUGUGUCAUUCCGAGAGGAGACGGAUAUCGUCCGGCGGCCCGAACAAGCGGCCGGGGUUCCAACGAUCAUUGAGUAAUGCGUUAGCCGGCUUGCGCCCGGGCUCGAGUGGCGAUCAUUCGACGCAUAGCGCGAAGCAGAAGCGUCGGGAUCUGGCUCCUAGGUCGGUGAAGGAUGAGGACGAGGACUUAGACGUUCAGGAAAGCCACAAUCAACCUCUGGCUGACGCGGUCAUGCUGGAAUUCUCGAAUUACGCCCACGUGGAGAUCAAAAGACGGGGUGCCGGAAUGUCCAAACGGUAUGACUUUGAAUAUUGGUGUACCAGAUACCAGUGGAAACGAGAACAUCGGAAGGAUGGAGACCUGCAGGAGGUAGCUUUCCAUCUGAUAGACCUGCGGACGUCCAAGACGAUUGCUCAUCUUAUUCCGGAGAUUCUGACUCCCAUGGAAGCCGCCGAGGAGCAGGCUAAGGGUGGCUGGGUUCCCCCAUCCUCCAUGUGGAUCAACGAAGAGUCUGUAUAUGAAAAGAUGCCAGAUGUUGCCGACAUGAUCGUGGCCACGGGGUUAAUGGUCUUGGUUGAUGACUCCAUCCGUCGCCGGUGGCAUUCGAGGAAACAUAGCCAGCUCAUGUUACCCAUGCGCUCAUCACUCACGAGGAGUAUGGAGUUCAUGGGUUCACGACGAUUUCUUGGUGAAGUGUUCCACCGACGAGGCUCAGCAUGA